This is a messenger RNA of Xenopus laevis (African clawed frog), 1320 nucleotides long. RefSeq lists its product as uncharacterized. Bases 67 to 1182 code for a protein of 371 amino acids. The record is from RefSeq and is a predicted model, not a curated record. The transcript is spliced from 7 exons. Lineage: Eukaryota; Metazoa; Chordata; Amphibia; Anura; Pipidae.
UUAAAUUCCCUGUUCUAUCUUCAAUACAAUAACAAUAAAUUAAUUUCCUACACAAACCUAUUGUAUAUGACUCAUAUUUGUUUUGCAGCGGGCUUUGCAUCAGAUGUCGUGGAUACAUUUGUAAAAAUCAAGAAAACAGGCCAAAGAGAUGACGAUGAUGAUGAAGAUUAUAAGGAAGCCGACGAGCAAAGCAGUGAAGCAGAACAGCCUGAAGAAAUAGAAAUUGGAAAACUGGAUACUGGAAUUGUCAAAAAUGAAGUUUUAUAUAUUGCUGUUAUAAGUAUCCUUGGCGUAGUUGCAGGACUAAUAGCCAUUGGAUGGAUCCUGCAUUGCAUAUUUGCAAGAAAGAAGAAGGCCUAUGAUGAAGAGAAGCCACCUCCACCAGAUUUCAUACAGAAGCAUAAAGACUAUUGGGAUACAGUUAUGCAUUGGGCAAAGAAGGCCCCAAUUCAUCAUCUUAAAAUGGCUAAGGUAAAGAAUGGGAUUCCAGUUAAUGAACCUAAAAUAUCUGAGAUACCAGAAGAAAAGAAGACCAAAGCUAGUGAAACUAAAAUAUCUCUGGAAAUACCACAAGAGAAGAAGGAGAUCACAGCUGGGGAACCUAAAAUAUUUCCCAAAACAAAGACAAAGAAAAUAUCUCGUAAAUUACAAGACCGUAAGAAAAAGAAAGAACGCAUAAAAUCUGACAAAGUGUUAUCUAAGGAGCUGAAAAAGGUGGAAUUGCAGGAAGUUCCACAAUCAUCUGUAGAAAUACAAACAAAGCUUCCAACUAUUGACCAGACUACUGAUAAAAAGGAAUUACAGCAGACUUUAAUUAUGGACCAGGUGUCUCCUGUCAAGGAAAGUACACCACAAAUAAUUAAAAAAGUGCCAGAAUUUGGAGGAAAACCCGAAAAAGUUUUAGAAUUUAAAGGAAAGCCAGAAAGAGCUUUGGAAACCUCCAGUAAAAAAUUAAAGGAAUAUACAUGGAAAGAAACCAUAAUUCCGAAAGAAAUUUGCAAAGUUCAAGUCCAAUCAGUGCCAGCGGAACCAAUAUUUAAAAAUGAAAGGAUUAGAUGUUAUAUGUGGAAUGAAGAUUUGCCUUCUGGUGUGCAACAGCCUGAUGCAACACUACGACCAAUAUUUCCUGGCAAAGUAACACCAAUUGCUAUUAAAGACGCUAACGCUAACUUGCAGGGAUGAUCAUGAAGAGCAGAAAUAAUAUAUAAAAUAUCAGUAUAAUCUGAAUAUCCAGAAAAAAUUGGACUAAACGGAAGAAAGAAACAAAACAGUGAGUAUUCUACUAGUGAUGCAACAUUUUUUGUAACUAAAAUACUUACA